AUGCUCGACCUCGAUGGAGCGAUCUCGAUUCUCCUGCGGAAGAAGCUGCUGGGCGAGGCGCUGCUCAAGGAGAUCUGCGAGAAGACAAAGGAGCUCCUCAUGAGGGAGAGCAACGUCGUGCAUAUCCAGGCGCCUGUCACGGUCGUCGGGGACAUCCAUGGCCAAUUCUACGACCUAAUCGAGAUCUUCCGGAUAGGCGGCUACUCCCCACACACCAACUACCUCUUCCUCGGCGACUACGUCGACCGCGGCCUCUUCAGCGUCGAGACCAUCUCGCUCCUUACCUGCCUCAAGCUGCGGUAUCCCGACCGUGUGCAGCUGAUUCGGGGGAACCAUGAGAGUCGGGCGGUGACGCAGACCUACGGCUUCUACUCGGAAUGCGUGCGGAAGUAUGGAAGCCCGGCGGUGUGGCAGUACUUCACCGACAUGUUUGACUUCCUCACUCUCUCGGUGGUCAUUGACGACCGGAUAUUCUGCGUGCAUGGAGGUCUCUCGCCGUCGGUACAUACGCUCGACCAGAUCAAGAUCAUCGACCGGUUCCGAGAAAUCCCUCAUGAGGGCCCGAUGGCGGACCUCGUCUGGUCCGAUCCUGAUCCGGACAAGGAAGAGUUCUCUAUCUCACCACGAGGCGCCGGCUACACCUUCGGCUCACAAGUCGUCAAGAAGUUCCUCGACAGCAACAACAUGGUGCACAUCCUCCGCGCGCACCAGCUCUGCAUGGAAGGCUUUUCGGUCCUGUACGACGACAAGCUCUCGACCGUCUGGUCGGCGCCUAACUACUGCUAUCGAUGCGGCAACAUGGCGAGUAUCCUCGAGGUUGGGCCGAAUGGCGAGAAGCACUUCAAUGUGUUUGAUGCGGCGCCAGAGAAUGAGCGCGAUGGACCGCAGCAGCAGCAGCAGCCUCAACAGGGGCAGGGUCCCUCGAGCAUCGAGUACUUCCUGUAG
Messenger RNA from Rhodotorula toruloides NP11, 945 nucleotides. RefSeq names its product serine/threonine protein phosphatase. The transcript has 7 exons. Gene Ontology annotation, molecular function: protein serine/threonine phosphatase activity. The record is from RefSeq and is a predicted model, not a curated record. NCBI's taxonomy places the organism in Eukaryota, Fungi, Basidiomycota, Microbotryomycetes, Sporidiobolales, Sporidiobolaceae. Gene Ontology annotation, cellular component: FAR/SIP/STRIPAK complex. Gene Ontology annotation, biological process: peptidyl-serine dephosphorylation. Bases 1 to 945 code for a protein of 314 amino acids.